This is a messenger RNA of Manihot esculenta (cassava), 3918 nucleotides long. RefSeq names its product 3-deoxy-manno-octulosonate cytidylyltransferase, mitochondrial. Gene Ontology annotation, cellular component: cytosol. Gene Ontology annotation, molecular function: 3-deoxy-manno-octulosonate cytidylyltransferase activity. The transcript is spliced from 15 exons. The record is from RefSeq and is a predicted model, not a curated record. The coding region runs from base 210 to 1094 and encodes 294 amino acids. NCBI's taxonomy places the organism in Eukaryota, Viridiplantae, Streptophyta, Magnoliopsida, Malpighiales, Euphorbiaceae.
AUUGUACGAAAGCUGCCAUCGGAGCAAUUGCUGAAGUAAUACCCGCCACAUGUUAUAGAUUAAUUGCUGGAGCAAGCAGAAAUUCAACUGCCACCCAGAGGCGGGGCUAGCAUGGGCCAUCCCUUGAAAAUCUUCAAAGUCAACUAAUAUUAUAGAGCCCCGCAGUUACAAUAGCCACCUGCAGCCGCAGUUAGCAGAUCAUUCGACCAAUGUCGAUGUGCUCUUCUUCUUCGUCGUCGUCGUCGUCGUCGGCCAAGUUAUGGAUUGUGCAUGGUAUUGUGGCUGGUGCUGCGAUAGCUGCUGCUUUCGGUGCUCGUGCUUAUCUUGGUAGAUCCGGAAAGUUCCGAAGCCGGGUUGUUGGAAUCAUUCCUGCCCGUUUUGCUUCCUCUCGAUUCGAGGGCAAGCCACUAGUUCAAAUUCUAGGGAAACCUAUGAUUCAGAGAACUUGGGAAAGAGCAAAAUUAGCUACUACCUUGGAUCGCAUAGUUGUGGCAACGGAUGAUGAAAAGAUUGCAGAGUGUUGUCGUGGAUUUGGGGCAGAAGUGAUAAUGACUUCAGAAUCUUGUAGAAAUGGCACGGAGAGAUGCAAUGAAGCACUUGGAAAGCUAGAAAAGAAAUAUGACGUUGUUGUCAAUAUUCAGGGGGAUGAGCCUCUCAUUGAACCCGAAAUAAUAGAUGGAAUUGUUAAAGCACUGCAGGCAUCCCCAGAUGCAGUGUUUAGUACUGCUGUAACAUCUUUAAAGCCUGAAGAUGCAUUUGAUCCCAAUAGAGUGAAAUGUGUGGUGGACAAUCGAGGUUAUGCUAUUUAUUUUUCAAGGGGACUCAUUCCGUAUAAUAAGUCAGGAAAAGUCAACCCACAAUUUCCAUAUUUGCUUCAUCUCGGAAUUCAGAGCUAUGAUGCAAAGUUUUUGAAGAUAUAUCCAGAACUUAAACCUACUCCACUACAACUGGAGGAGGAUCUGGAGCAGCUGAAAGUCCUUGAGAAUGGUUAUAAAAUGAAGGUGAUAAAAGUUGACCAUGAGGCACAUGGUGUUGACAUUCCAGAGGACGUUGAAAAGAUUGAAACUUUGAUGCGUGAGCAAAAUUUGUCCUAGUUUAUACAAACCAAAUUAGACCAUUAAGUUGGAUUAGAUUAUAUGCUUCUGCUUGUAUGAAUCCGGUAUAAGUUGGAAUAGCUGGCAUUUGGUUCUUUGAACAUUCCACAUACUUUUUCUUUUUUCUUUUUUUCUUUCUUUUUUUUCCUCUGUUUGUUUUGAUAUCAUAUUUACAUAGCAAGUAUUAUGAAGUAGGAUGCAACUUUUUGCAUAUUUCUACCAAUUGCCACACUUGGAGUUGUGUGAUUUUGUAUGCAGCAAUAUUUUUCUUAUUGCAGUUGGACCCUCAUUUCUUUUUACUUUGUUAUCUAAGCCUUUCAAAUUCAAUUGGUCAAUCAAAUUUCUUACCGUCAUUGUUUCUUGAGAAAUUAUUUAUUGUAUGUACAAUAAAUUUAUCAGAGCAAUUGAUCAUGGCAGUCUCAUAUGGUGUAAACAUUGUACAUACAACAGUUACAUUGAAUAACGCUAUACAUUUCAUUGCUUUAUGUUUCUCAAACAUUUAGUAGAGUUUGAAAGAGAGGCAAACUGAGCAAGUAUAGGGAAUCUGUUGGCCUACUUAACCUUGUGAUUAUACAUGUAACCUUACUCGAUUACUUUCAGUCGAUCAUUAUAUUAUUAAGGACUGAUACUGCCAUUGCCUUCGGUUCUACAGUGUGAUCCAUUACUUGCAGUGGGAUUCAAGUGCAAAAUCAAGGACUGAGGUGAAAGGAUUUCCAUCAAGCAUUGGUUUACAGUAGUAGACUUGUGAUCAUCAACACUUGUAGUUCUAGGCCAAUCGGCAUCAGAAUAAGCCAACACCAUUUGCUAAAAGAAGUAGCCAGCAAUGCAUGAUUAAUAAUAACUUAUAGAUAGUGUGUUAAAUCUGUUGAUUGCAGUCUAAUGCGUCUCUGUUGGAGCGUGUCUAAAGUAGGAAACCUUGUAAAACAACACAAGAGAGCUCCUAACCAAAUGUGUUGAUGAGAGGUUCUGAAGGGUGAAGGCCUCCAGCCAUCUUUCCAUAAUUCGGUGGAUUUGGGCCUUAUUUGGUUAAAUAGUUUGUUUUUUAAAAAAGUUAACUGACUUAAAAGUUAAAUGCUUUGAAGUUAUUUUAAUUUUUUUAGGAUAUUUAAUAGUUUAAAUUAAAAUAGAGAUUAAUUAAUAUAUUUUUAAAAUAUUUUAAAAUAUUUUUUAAAAUAUUUUUUUAAAAUUGAUGUAUUGCUAAUAAUUUUAUAUGAGGGACCAAAAAGUAAUAUUUUUUAAUAAUAAUCGGGAUUUUUCUCGGGAUCGGGUGAUUCCCAUCCUGCCUUCGGCCCUUGGCGGCUGCGCUCGUCGUGUCUCCCUGUAAUUGCCAUAUUCACUAAUAAAGUAGUAAUUCACUUUUAUCUUUCUCAGUCUAUCGCCAUAUUCCCCUGAUUACCAUAGCUGUGCUCCCUCCCGGUUUGUCUGUAUCUCUCAUCGCCAGUCUCGCCGUACCAUAACUGCUGUAGUGCAGAUUCACGGUACAGCUGAAACUGGGUGGCUGAGAGGUGGAGAAGAGGAAAAAAGGAAGAUGUAGCAGAGGAGGCCAUCUGGAACUGAUGGCUCAGAUUUCUCGUAUAGGAUGGUCGUUGAUUCCCGUUAUACAAAGGUAGCCAAAGGAAAGUCUCGUCUCUGUGCACUGAUCUUAACUCAGGUUGUCAUUCAAUUGAUAGGACUGCUAUAUAUUGUUUUAUAAAUACCAAAGGAGAAUGGUCCAAGAAUACUUGCUGUUAUGUCUUCCAUCAUUGGGCUGAUUUCUCUUGUUAUUGGGGAAUUAGGUCGAAGACGCAGUAGAGUAGGUUUCUUGAGAGUUUAAGUCAUCAUGUCAUCUAUUGCAAUACUUUUCUCUGUAUUUUGUGCCAUUGGCAACAAUUCAGAGGUAAGUUUGUUUCAUUACUUUUGAGAGCAAACGUUGGUUUAGUAUUGAUUAUUCCUUUUGACAAGAAGUUAGAUUGGAAUAUCUUCCACCCUUGGAAAAAACAGUUAUAUGUAGGUCCCAAAUCUGCUAACGAUUCUUGUUAAAUGUUACUAAAUAUUAGAAUGUCCGAUUGUGCCAAGUCAAGAUGCUAUUAGGUGCUUUUUUCUGGAUGAACUAUAUGUAGCAACCUGAAGUAGAUUGAAUUUGGCAUAAACAGGAAAAGCAUUUGGUGCUUCUUUUUGUCCCUCCAUUUAAACAUUGCAUUUUGUCAGGUGGGUAUGUAACAGCGUCCAUGUUAAAAAAAUGAACACAUUGGAGCUGUGUUUAACCCUAUAGUUCUGAAGUGGUGAUUGCCAUAAAAAAAUCUAACAGAAUUUUUUUCUGCCUAAGUUAUUUGGAACCUGAGUGAAAUGGAAAGAAAGAAGUGACUUGUUGAAGCAAUUCUGCGUGUGCUGGGAUUGCUUGUGCAGAUAUUUACUAUUGGCACUAUAAUUGCACUAAUUGCUGGCGACUUCCUAACGAUCGGUGGAUGACAAAUGAGCACCAGCGACUCCUUAAGGGUAUCGACAGCAAGCAAAAGCAGUAUUGAGGGCUGGUAGUGGCACACGAGAGAGGAAAUAUGACCGAAGUUUCUCCGGUCAUUUUUUAUCGUUUCUGGUGUAGCAUCAGUAUAGCUCGUCGGCGUUGGACUUUUGAUGACUUCAUUUUCAUUUUUUUAUUUUCAUUUUUCGAUUGGUGGUGCAACUAGAGGUAGCCAGAAAUGACAGAUUGAUGGUAGAUUUCUAAAUUUGUUUGGAUCGAGUAUGUUUUCUUUUUGGUAUUUAUUUAGAUCGAUGGAAUUUUCCUAGAUUUAUUGUUGAUGUAAUUUACCAUUGCAAUUUUACGGGUUUCAAAAGUUUACAGCUAGAA